Molecule: messenger RNA, 8510 nt
Organism: Stegostoma tigrinum
Lineage: Eukaryota; Metazoa; Chordata; Chondrichthyes; Orectolobiformes; Stegostomatidae
Product: mucin-16-like
Exons: 73
Coding region: 1-8163 (2720 amino acids)
Source: RefSeq, a predicted model, not a curated record
AUGGGCUUCGAACUCUUGUUGCUUUACUUCUGUUACAAGACUUAUGCUCUGCAAUCAAAAUCUGCAUUAAACACGUCAAUAGUAAAAACAUCGAAUGGAAGUGUUCAGAGCUCCACAACAGCAGCAACCUCUGCAUCAGCCCAUGUGUCAACAAGUACAGCUUCACCAAUAACUAAAAAGAGCUCGACUGAGGUGUCAUCAACUGAAGCAACAACAAUGACUACGUCACUCCCAUCGCCUCAUGAGUCAUCUUCUAUUUCAACAACAUCAGGAACAGAAACUCUUUCUACAUCUAUUCAAAUCUCCACAAUUUUACCUUCGACAAGCUCAGCAACACCAAUCAAUACCAGUGAAGCAUCCACAACACAAACAACCAUCCUAAUGACAGUGGAGCCUCCCAUUGUACCUGCAACAGUCAACCCAAAUGAAGGAAUCCAGGAAAAAGAAUUCAACAUAACCUUCACUGUUCUCAAACUUCCUUUCAUAUCGAACCUUCAGAAUCACAAUUCCUCAUCAUAUAAAGCUGAAUCAAACAACAUUCUUGAUGCACUCAGUAAGGUGAUUGCCAAAAGCGAUGUAAAAUCGUUUUUGCAUUGUCGGUCUGUAUCGUUCAGACCUGCAAGUGAUGGAAACAGUACAGUUGAAGUAAUCUGCACCUUCAAGAUGAGCACCAACACCCCUCAAGUUGAUAAAGUUGGACUCUAUCACAAAUUCCAAAACAAUACAAAAGGCAUCACCACCUUAGGACCAUAUACACUGGACAGCAAUAGCCUCUAUGUAGAUGGUUACCAUGAAUCAACUGUCGUAACCACAGCAGAAGCAUCAACAGCAAAUACACAAACGUCCACAGAAGCACUGACCUCUACAACAGCUCGUGCCUCACCCAGUCCAGCAGCGGAAACAUCUACAGCAAGCUCGACACAUACAUCAACAUCUGAAGCAACGACAGUGUCGUCGCUCGCCACGACAACUGCAGUAGCAACAAAAGCUUCGACUGCAAAUAAACAGCCAACCGCUGCACUACCAACCUCUACAACAGCUCGUGCCUCACCCAGUCCAGCAGCAGAAACAUCUACAGCAAGCUCGACACAGACAUCAACAUCUGAAGCAACGACAGUAACAUUAAUCCCUUCAACAAAUGAAACAUUGAUUGAAAGUACACAAGUCUCCACAACAAAAUUGCACUCUACAUCAAGUAAAUUAACUCCAGCAAUUACCGUGAGAUUUGCUGAAGUGUCGACAACUGAAACAACAACAAUCACAAAAUUAGCAAGUGUGGAACCCCCGAUUAUACCUGCAACAGGCAAUCCAAAUGAAGGAACUCAGGAAAGAGAAUUUAACAUAACCUUCACUGUGCUCUCACUGCCAUUCACACCUAAUCUACAAAAUCUCAGCUCUCCAUUGUACCUGGCUGUAUCAAGUAGCAUUCUUGACAAACUCAGUAAUCUGUAUGUCAAUAGCAAAGUGAAAUCAGCGUUCUUGAGAUGUCAAUCUGCAUCUUUUAGGCCUGCAAGUGAUGGCAACAGUACAGUAGAGGCAAUCUGCACCUUCAAAAAGAGUGCUGAUACCUCUCAAACUGAUAAAGUUAAACUCUACCAUGAAUUCCAAAAUAACACAAAGGGCAUCACCGCCUUAGGAAAUUAUACACUGGACAGCAGUAGCCUCUAUGUAGAUGGUUACCAUGAAUCAGCUGUUUUAACCACGACAGUACCUACUGUAACCAUGACACAAACUCCAAGCUUUGAAGAGAAGCCCAUUGAAUUCAACGUGACCUUUGUUAUCACUAACUUACAGUUUACUGAGAGUCUACAUAAUCCCACUUCUUCACUCUACAACUCUGUGUCAAAGAAUAUUUCCCAUCAGCUCACUGACCUGUACAACAACAGCAAGAUUAAUGCAAGAUUUUCAGAUUGUAAAGCAGUUUCCUUCAGGCCUGCAGAUGUUGGUAAUACCCAUGUGUUCGCAAUCUGUACAUUCAGAAACAAUUCUGAUCCUCAGGAGGUGAACAGAAUUACCAUGUACCGUGCAUUCCGAGACAACACCAAGAAUAUCUCCACUUUCGGAAUAUAUACAUUGGACAGUAACAGCCUCUUUGUCAAUGGGUACCAUGAAACAAUGCCCCUACCAACGACAUUACCAGCUGAGAGCACAACAAAAUCUCCAAGCUUCGAAGGGACACCCAUUGAGUUCAACGUGACCUUUGUUAUCACCAACUUACAGUUUACAGAGAGUCUACGUAAUUCCAGUUCUUCACUAUACAACUCUGUGUCAAAGAAUAUUUCCUAUCAGCUCACUGACCUGUAUAACAACAGCAAGAUUAAUUCAAGAUUUACAGAUUGUAAAGCAGUUUCCUUCAGGCCAGAAGAUGUUGCUUAUACCCGUGUGUACACAAUUUGUACAUUUAGAAACGAUUCUGAUCCUCAGGAGGUGAACAGAAUUACUGUGUACCAUGCAUUCCGAGACAAUACCAAGAAUAUCUCUACAUUAGGAGCUUACAGAUUGGACAGUAACAGCCUCUACGUCAAUGGGUACCACGAAUCGACUCUUUUACCAACGACAUUACCAACUGCGAGCACAACAAAAACUUCAAGCCUCGAAGGGACACCCAUUGAGUUCAACGUGACCUUUGUUAUGACUAACUUACAGUUUACAGAGAGUCUACGUAAUUCCAGUUCUUCGCUCUACAACGCUGUGUCAAAGAAUAUUUCUAAUCAGCUGACUGACCUGUAUGACAAGAGCAAAAUUAAUGCAAGAUUUUCAGAUUGUAAAGCUGUUUCUUUCAGGCCUGCAAAUGUUGCUAAUACCCGUGUGUACAUAAUCUGUACAUUCAGAAACAAUCCUGAUCCUCAGGAGGUGAACAGAAUUACUGUGUACCGUGCAUUCCGAGACAACACCAAGAAUAUCUCUGCAUUAGGAACAUAUACAUUGGACAGUAACAGCCUCUAUGUCAAUGGGUACCAUGAAUCGACUCCUUUACCGACGACAUUACCAAACGUGAGCACAACACAAACUCCAAUCAUCAAAGGAAAUCCCAUUGAAUUCAACGUGACCUUUGUUAUCACUAACUUAGAGUUUACAGAGAGUCUACGUAAUUCCAGUGCUUCGCUAUACAAUGCUGUGUCAAGUAAUAUUUCCUAUCAGCUCACUGACCUGUACAACAAGAGCAAAAUUAACACAAGCUUUUCAGAUUGUAAAGCUGUUUCCUUCAGACCAGCCGAUGUUGCUAGUACUCGUGUGUACGCAAUCUGUACAUUCAGAAACAAUUCUGAUCCUCAGGAGGUGAACAGAAUUACUGUGUACCAUGCAUUCCGAGACAACACCAAGAAUAUCUCUGCAUUAGGAACGUAUACAUUGGACAGUAACAGCCUCUGCGUCAAUGGAUACCAAGAAUCAACUCCUUUACCGACAACAUUUCCACCUGUGACCACAACAUCAAGUCUCAAAGAGAAGCCCAUUGAAUUCAAUGUGACCUUUGUUGUCACUAACUUACAGUUUACUGAGAAUCUACAAAAUUCCAAUUCUUCGCUGUACAAUGCUGUGUCAAAGAAUAUUUCCUACCAGCUCACUGACGUGUACAACAAGAGCAAAAUAAAUGCACGAUUUUCAGAUUGCCAAACUGUUUCUUUCAGGCCUGCAGAUGUAGCUAAUACCCGUGUGUACGUACUCUGUACAUUCAGAAACGAUUCUGAUCCUCAGGAGGUGAACAGAAUUACUAUGUACCAUGCAUUCCGAGAUAACACCAAGAAUAUCUCUACAUUAGGAGCAUAUACAUUGGACAGUAACAGCCUCUACGUCAAUGGUUACCAUGAAAUAACUCCUUUACCCACGACAUUACCAACUAUGACCACAACACAAACUCCAAGUGUCAAAGAAAAGCCUGUUGAAUUCAGCGUGACCUUUGUUAUCACCAACUUAGAGUUUACAGAGAGUCUACAAAAGUCAAAUUCUUCAUUGUACAGCUCUGUGACAAAGAAUAUUUCCUAUCAGCUCACUGACCUGUACAACAACAGUAAAAUUAAUGCAAGAUUUUCGGAUUGUAAAGCUCUUUCCUUCAGGCCAGAAGAUGUUGCUUAUACCCGUGUGUACGCAAUCUGUACAUUCAGAAAUGAUUCUGAUCCUCAGGAGGUGAACAAAAUUACCGUGUACCGUGCAUUCCGAGACAACACCAAGAAUAUCUCUACAUUAGGAGUAUAUACAUUGGACAGUAACAGCCUCUACGUCAAUGGUUACCAUGAACUAAUCCUUCCUCCCACAAUAUCGCCGAUCAUGAGCACCACUUCACACCCAGAAAUGAAGACCCUUGAUUUUAAUGUGACCUUUAUUAUAACUAACUUGGCCCCAACAACAACUCUACAAAACUCGACAACUGCACUAUACAAAUCUGCAGCAAAUAUAAUUGCUUUCCAGCUGGGCUCAUUAUUCAAUAACAGCAAUAUCAAAACAACAUUCUCAAGCUGCAGAGUUAUGUCUUUGAGCUUGGCAAAGAAUGAUGCCACCAGCAUGUAUGCGAUCUGCACAUUUAGAAAUGAUUCUACUGCUCAGGAGGCCAAUAAAGUUACUGUGUAUCACGAGUUCAGAGACAACACAAGGAACAUCUCAACCCUAGGAAGCUAUUUACUGGACAAUAACAGCCUUUAUGUAAAUGGUUACCAUGAAUCAACUCCAUCAUCAACGGUAUCACCAAUUAUAAGCACAACUCAAAGCCUUCAAGCACAACCCUUUGAUUUCAAUGUGACCUUCAUUAUUACUAAACUGAUCCUUACUGCAAAUCUACAGUUUCCCUAUUCUGCCCUGUACAAAUCUACAGCAAACAUAAUUACUUAUCAGAUGAACAACCUGUUUAAUAACAGCAAGAUCAACAGAACAUUCUCAAGCUGUAGAGUUCGCUCUUUCAGCUUGGCAAGUAUUGAGGACACCAGUGUGGACGCAGUCUGCACUUUCAGAAAUGACUCUAACCGUGAGGAAGUUAAUAAAGUCACCGUGUACCACACAUUCAGAGACAACACAAAGAGCAUCUCCACCUUAGGACCAUAUUCACUGGACAAUAACAGUCUCUAUGUAAAUGGUUACCACGAAUCUGUUCCUUCUUCCACCAUGUCACCAAUUAUGAGCACAACUGUAAACGUGCAAACAAAGCCGUUUGAUUUCAAUGUGACUUUCAUUAUUACUAACCUGAUCCUGACUGCAACUCUACAAUCUCCUAGUUCUGCAUUGUAUAAAUCUGCAGCAAAUAUUAUUGCUUACCAGAUGAACAGCCUAUUUAAUAACAGCAAGAUCAACAGAUCAUUCUCAAACUGUAGAGUUCGCUCUUUCAGCCUGGCAAAUAUGGAGGACACCAGCGUGGAUGCAGUCUGCACCUUCAGAAACGACUCUAAUCCUCAGGAAGUUAAUAAGUUCACUGUAUACCACAUAUUCAGAGACAAUACAAAGAGCAUCUCCACCUUAGGAGGAUAUUCACUGGACACUAACAGUCUCUACGUAAAUGAUUAUCAUGAAUCUGUUCCUUUGUCCACGGUAUUGCCAGUUAUGAGCACAACUCCAAACCUUCAGCCUUUUGAUUUCAAUGUGACCUUUAUUAUUACUAAUUUGGCCCUGACUGCAACUCUACAAUCAUCCAGUUCUGCACUGCACAAAUCUGCAGCAAAUAUUAUUGCUUAUCAGAUGAACAACCUGUUUAGUAACAGCAAGAUCAACAAAACAUUCUUAAGCUGUAACGUUCAUGCUUUCAGUCUGGCAAAUAUUGAGGACACCAGUGUAGAUGCAGUCUGCACUUUUGGAAAUGACUCUAAUCCUCAGGAAGUUAAUAAAGUCACCAUAUACCAUACAUUCAGAGACAACACAAAGAGCAUCUCCACCUUAGGAGCAUAUUCACUGGACACUAACAGUCUCUACAUAAAUGAUUACCAUGAAGCUGUUCCGUCUUCCACUGUACCACCGAUGAUGAGCACAAGUCCAAACCUGCCAACAAAGCCUUUUGAUUUCAAUGUGACCUUCAUUAUUACUAACCUGGCCCUGACUGCAACACUACAAUCUUCCAGUUCUGCACUGUACAAAUCUGCAGCAAAUAUUAUUGCUUAUCAGAUGAACAACCUGUUUACCAACAGCAAAAUCAACAGAACAUUCUUAAGCUGCAAAGUUUGCUCUUUCAGCCUGGCAAAUAUUCAGGACACCAGUGUGGAUGCAGUCUGUUCUUUCAGAAAUGACUCUAAUCCUCAGGAAGUUAAUAAAGUCACCGUAUACCACACAUUCAGAGACAACACAAAGAGCAUUUCUGCCUUAGGAGCAUAUUCACUGGACCAUACCAGCCUCUAUGUCAAUGUAUCACCAACUGUGAGCACAACACCAAACCUGCAAACACAGCCUUUCGAUUUCAAUGUGACCUUCAUUAUUACUAACCUGGCCCUGACUGUAACACUACAAUCUUCCAGUUCUGCACUGUACAAAUCUGCAGCAAAUAUUAUUGCUUAUCAGUUAAAUAACCUGUUUACAAACAGCAAGAUCAACAGAACAUUCUCAAGAUGUAGAGUUCGUUCUUUCAGCCUGGCAAAUAUUCAGGACACCAGUGUGGAUGCAGUCUGUUCUUUCAGAAAUGACUCCAAUCCUCAGGAAGUUAAUAAAGUCACCAUAUACCACACAUUCAGAGACAAUACAAAGAGCAUCUCCACUUUAGGAGCAUAUUCACUGGACACUAACAGCCUCUAUGUCAAUGAUUACUACGAAUCUGUUCCUUCCUCCACAGUAUCACCAACUGUGAGCACAACACCAAACUUGCAAACACAGCCUUUCGAUUUCAAUGUGACCUUCAUUAUUACUAACCUGGCCCUGACUGCAACACUACAAUCUUCCAGUUCUGCACUGUACAAAUCUGCAGCAAAUAUUAUUGCUUACCAGCUAAAUAACCUGUUUACAAACAGCAAGAUCAACAAAACAUUCUCAAGCUGUAGAGUUCGUUCUUUCAGCCUGGCAAAUAUUGAGGACACCAGUAUGGAUGCAGUCUGUUCUUUCAGAAAUGACUCCAAUCCUCAGGAAGUUAAUAAAGUCACCGUAUACCACACAUUCAGAGACAAUACAAAGAGCAUCUCCACUUUAGGAGCAUAUUCACUGGACACUAACAGCCUUUAUGUCAAUGAUUACCACGAAGCUGUUCCCUCCUCCACUGAAGAGCCAGUUGUGAUAGUGACACAAUCUCCAAAUGAGGGGACAAGAUCCACUGACUUUAAUGUCACCUUCACAAUUAGUAACCUGACAUUCAUACCAGAUUUGCAAAACCUUGGUUCUUCUCCGUAUCAAGCUACAUCAAGCCAUGUUAUUAAUUUGCUCAGAAAUCUCUACAGAAAAAGCAAGAUAAAGAAAGCAUUCUUACAUUGUAAACUUGCAUCUUUCAGGCCUGGAAAUGAAGGCAAGACUAAGGUUGAAGCAAUCUGUUCUUUUAAAAAUAACCCCACUGUGAAUGAAGUUGAUAAAGCCAUUGUUUAUAAUGAGUUCAGAGACAACACUGAGAAAAUCACUGCAUUGGGAGAAUAUGCAUUGAACAAAGACAGCCUUUAUGUAAAUGGCUAUCAAGAAUUGAAACCAACUAUAACACCAACUGUAACUUUACCUGCAGUCCGGGAAGGAGACUUGCCAUUUGAGCUUAACUUCACAAUAAUAAACAGAAAUUUUACUGAAGCACUUAAUGACAUAAAUUCUCCUGAAUAUCAAAGCAUUGCUGCCAACAUUACCAGGAUGCUCACAGGAUUAUUUAAAAAGAGCUCUUUGAAGAAGAGUUACCGCACCUCUAAAGUUACAGGGCUUAGACAUGGUUCAGUUAAAUGCACCUGCUUGAGCUACUUCAACCUCGACAAUACAAAUGAACUAGUAACAGCAGAAGAAGUCAGAACAGAAUUCGCUAUUGGAACAAAUGAAACAACCUUACUUGGAAAUCUCUAUCAGCUAAAAAGUAACAGCUUAACAGUGGAAGCUAAAGCACCGAUUUCCAGUAACAAAGUAGAAAUUCCAUACUGGGGAAUCAUACUCAUCGUUCUAACUGCACUCCUUAUUCUAUUUCUGUUCGUCCUUGGAGGUAUACUGAUUGCAUUGUGCUUGAAAAGAAAGUACCAGGGGUCCUACAACAUGAUGCAAAACCCUGCUGGCUUCUACUUUCCACAUCAAAAAUUCUACUGACAAGAAGCAUUAAUGAUAAGAAAAAUCUGGUGAUAAACAGCAAAAAUGCAAAUUAGAAAAUGAUUAAAGUAGAAAUAGCAUGUUACAAUUAUGUAACUAAAUGGAACUAAUCCAAAUGAAUUAUUUGUUGCAACUCUCUGCAUUCCUCUAUGAAACUUUUCAGACUUUACUUGAAGAAAAGCACUGAAGGAAAAUAGCAGUCAAAGAAUAUUUUAUACUGAUGACAAAAUGUUCAGGUAUUAAAGCUAAAAAAUAUUAAAAGAGGCAAAUGCUUGUCACACUCCUCUGUCUUGAAUAUUUUCAUUGUGUAUCAGCUGCAGUAAAUUAUUAUCAUCAGUCCAUACAUC